AUGGCGGGCGCCCAACAUGGCGGGUCGGGGACUGAUACACGAUCCCCUUCCCGGGCCCCGGCGAGCGGGCAGGGGAAAGCAGGCGGGACGGUCCGGGACAGCCCGCCCUCCCCUGCCCGCUCGCCGGGGCGGAGGACAGGCAGCGCCGCCUCCCCGACGCGGGAGGCUGUGGUGGCGGCGGCGGCACGGGGCUAUCGGCUCCCCGGCGCGACGCUGCCAGCCCGGUUCUUCCUCGCCCUUUGCGUCUGGAGGCUGGUGCCGCGCCGGGAGGCGGCAGGAGCAGAGGAAGUGGUCUUUGGGAAGGUUGGAGGAAGCAUCCUCCUCUUAUGCCGAAAUGUCUCCAAAGAAGCAACCGAGGUGGUCUGGUUUCAAGGGGACCCACUCUCUUUCCCCCCACUCUUCUCCUCGAGGGUCACCUUCCCCCCAAACAUCUGUUUCUCCCUGGCAGACAACAGCUCUUCACGCAUCACAGAGCUGCGUGUGCAGGACGAAGGCAACUACACUUGGAAGGAAGUGCUGAACGAGACGGGCCGUGAGCACCAUGUGCUGUUCUUGCUGAUAGAUCCACCGCACUCAACCCCAAAGUGCUGGGCUGAGACCUCCUCAUCGGGGCUGAUGCUGCAGCUGUUUUGCAGCUGGCCUGGGGGGGUACCCCACCCCACCCUGCACAGGGGAGAAGGGGGACACGAUCCGGAGGACUCAAGCUGGGUCAUCAGCUCCACGAGCUCCUCAGACAUCCAUGUGGAAAUGCUGAACAGCUCCUACCUCUCCCACCGCAAAGCGUUCGAGUGUGUUGGGAGCCAUGUUGUCAAGCGGAGGAGCACUGUGGAGGUGAAAAUACAUUCACUGGAAUCAGAGCCCCCAGAGACCUGCUUUGUGGGUGACAAUGUGACCUUGACAUGCUGUGUGACUGAGAGCACCCUGGCAGCGAGGAUCACCUGGCUGCGGGACAUCACCCAGCCGAAGGUGGAGAUCCAACCCAGAGGGAGGUACCUCAUCGCCCAGGAGGGCAAUGUGUCCUGGCUCACUGUCCGGAACUGCUCCCAGGGCACCGACGGCGGCUGUAACGUCUGCAAGGCACAGAACCCUGUGGGGCUGAGGGAGUAGUUCAUCUGCCUGAUGGUGAAGCAGCCGGUGAACAUUGUUGGGGUCGUGGGUGCAGGGGUGAUCCUGUCCCUGCUGGCUAUUCUCACCGUCACCGGGGUCAUCUUGUACUGCAAUCCCCUCCUGUGCCUGAGAGGUGCUGUGUUCAGGAAUCAGGACUCGGGGGGUGUCUUAGUGCUGGUGGACUCAGAAGAGGAGGAUGAGGGGAAGGGGGAAGAGGAGACCACGAGCAGCUCCACCAAGCGCAAGGCAAUGGCGCUGGUGAAUGGGAAUAGCGUCCAGGCUGCUUACCUCAACUGCCUUACUGGGGUGAGCCCCGGUGACGAUGGCAAACAGCACGGCGGGGUCUCUCCGCAGGAAACAAGGGGAGAAGAGACGCGAGGCAUACAGAUUCCAUCCCUUGGUGCAGAAGCACAUGGAGCCCCGUCUGGACGCCCAGCCUCAAACGCGUCCUUGUUGCCGUGUGGGUGUCCUUUUUUAACAAGGUGGCACCCAGCGCAGGCAGAGCUCAGGAAGUGGGUCCCAGUAGCCCGUUCAUCUUGUCACCUGUGAUGGACUCAAAUACCAGUACAGGAUUCUGUCCCUGUACUGGUCACCAUCAGCGGUGCUGGGGUCGCGGGGAGUGUGAUGGAGAAAGUUGCCACAGGGCCACAGUGGUCCCGGGAUAAUGGAACAAACAACCAGCGGACGGGCAGGUCAUGGA
Messenger RNA from Chroicocephalus ridibundus (black-headed gull), 1807 nucleotides. RefSeq names its product V-set and immunoglobulin domain containing 10 (gene VSIG10). Lineage: Eukaryota; Metazoa; Chordata; Aves; Charadriiformes; Laridae. The record is from RefSeq and is a predicted model, not a curated record.